AUGGCAGCGACGACGAAGCAAUGCAACGAGGCUGAAUGGCCGUUAACUGCGAAACUGCGGGUUAUAGGAGCUGGAGGAAUUAAUUAUGAUGAGAAUGGCCGUGCCAGAGGAGUAGAAAAGGUCUUGUUGACGCAUGGUCAAACGAGCGCACAACCUGGUUUCUUGCCCCCAACAAGUCAGAAGAGUGCUCGCAAGGUCUACAAAGGUCUAGCUAUGGUUGCCCUCGCAUCUCUACUCUCCAUCGUCGUCUUCGUGGUCUCUCCGUAUAUCGUACAGGGAACCACAAUCCGGGCUCUCAACCCAGAUAAUGCGCGCUUGUUGCGGUUCUCGGCCACUCAUACUGAAUGGAUCUCCAAUACUGCACUUGAAUAUUUGCUCGAGCAGCGCCAUCAAUAUUUACCUGGUUCGCGAGAGACUGUGGGCUUUGUCCACACCUCUUCCGUUAAUGUUGAUGGACUGCGCAACGCAAACAAGGCGCUAUUAGACGGAAUUAGUGACGAAGCUAUCCGUGCACUUGCCGGACGGGAGGGUUUCAAGGUUGGAUACAUUGAUAUCACGGAAACGUAUGAUGGCACCACCAAUCAUGAUGAGGCAAAGACCAACGAGGCGUCGCGGGCUGCACUUCCCUACUCAGCCGUCGAUCCAACAGCACAUCCGGACUACAAGGCACUUGCAGCAAUGGUCUCUGCUCAAGAGCUAAGGAAUAUUGUUGGCAAUCUGUCGACCACUUUCCCUACAAGGUACUACAGGAGCACCAAUGCCAGAGCACCCUCUCUGUGGAUUCAAUCUUACAUGUCCAAGUUUACAAACGUGUCCGCAACGCUGUUUGAAAAUACGUUCAAUCAGCCCAAUGUCAUCUCCACCUUGACGCCCCCUGGCACAAGUAAUACCACGCCAAUCAUUCUCCUUGGAGGCCACUUGGACUCGACAUCUCAGAGUCCGUCGACCAAAGCCCCGGGUGCGGACGACGAUGCAUCUGGAACGGCAGUGGCUCUUCACGUCUUGAGUAUCCUUGCAAAGAGCGGAUGGGCAUACACGAAAUCAAAGUAUCCAAUUGUGACCCACGCUUACGCAGGUGAAGAAGGGGGACUACUUGGAUCAGCUGCACUAGCAAAGUCGUACAAAUCCGCCGGACGAUCGAUUCGUGGAAUGCUCAACCUGGAAAUGGUCGGCUGGCAGCCGGAGACUACGGGGAGUAGCACAAUCACAGUGUUGACGGAUCCCAAUGCCGACAUGUCGAACUAUAUGUUGAACGUAAUCAAGGCGUACGUGCCUACUGCGAGUGUUCGCAGCACGAAGUGUGGGUAUGGAUGCAGCGACCACUACAGCUUUUCUGAUGCGGGUUAUCCCGUGGUUUGCAUCGCAUCCUAUGGGCCGAACGAUGCAAAUCUCAAUCCGAAUUAUCACAGAACCUCGGACACGCUCGACAAGUUGAAUUUUGAUCGAAUGGCCGAUUUUGCACGGGCGACACUUGCUUGGAUUGUACAGGUCGCGAGUUGA
Messenger RNA from Serendipita indica DSM 11827, 1500 nucleotides. The record is from the annotation of a GenBank genome assembly. Lineage: Eukaryota; Fungi; Basidiomycota; Agaricomycetes; Sebacinales; Serendipitaceae.